AUCACAUAUCUAAAUGCCAAUCCAACUGAGAUCUCUUCAAAUCAAAUAUCAGAAAUAGCCAACUAAACAUAAUUGAAUAACUUAUAUUUCUGCUCCACAUUUCAAAACCAACACACGCAGCAACAACGAGACCACCACCAACAAACCCAACAACAACAGCAACAUAAAGGAAAGCCCCACAAAAAAUUUAGCUGUUUUCCUAAUAAUUUAAUAAUGACUCAAUCUGAAAAUUCAAGCCGUAUGGAUUCGGAUCAGGUUUUUCAUGACGCUAUUCACGGAUCUAUGGAGUUGCCGCCUCUCUGUGUAGAGAUUAUCAAUACGAUACAAUUUCAGAGAUUACGGAACAUCAAACAAUUAGGUUUGUGUUAUUAUGUUUUUCCAUCAGCUUCGCAUAAUAGAUUCGAGCAUUGUCUGGGGACAUGUUACUUAGCUGGGAAAAUGGUUCGCCAUCUUAAACAGCAAAAUCCCGAUCUGGAAAUAUCUGAUCGAGAUAUACUUUGUGUUGAAAUUGCUGGUUUGUGUCAUGAUUUAGGACAUGCGCCUUUUUCUCAUGUCUUUGAAGGUUUUAUUAAUGAAAAUCGAAGACCAGAUAAUAGAUGGAAACAUGAAGAUGCAUCAUGUAAAAUGUUGGAUCAUCUUUUUGAAGAGAACCCACAUGUUAGAGAAGAACUUGAGCCUGAUGAAAUUGCUUUCAUAAAAGAUCUUAUCAUUGGUGAAUCAGAAAAUUCCGCGAGACCACAAUUUCUUUACCAAAUUGUCAACAAUAGAGACUAUAACAUCGACGUUGAUAAAUGGGAUUAUCUGGCGAGAGAUUCCCAUUUUCUUGGUAUUGGAAAGUCAUUUGAUCACGAAAGAAUGAUAAAAAUGUCCAGAGUCAUAGGUGAUCAAAUAUGCUACAGAGACAAAACUGUUGAUAAUUUCUUUGAUAUGUUUUAUUCCCGAUAUCGAUUACAUAAAACAGCUUACCAACACAAAACUGUUCUUCUGUUUAAUACGCUACUUUGCGAGACCUUAAGAUCCGCAGAGAGACACCUGGGAAUUAUCGAAAAUGUCUACGAUAUGAGGAGAUUUACUUAUUUUACAGAUAGUAUUUUGGAGGAGAUAUUAAGGAAUGAGGAUAAUGAAAACCUCAGAGUGGCUCGGAAUACAUUGAAUGAUAUAAUCAAACGAUCUUAUAGGUACAUAGGCACAGUCGAGGAUGGAAAUGACCAAGGCGAAGAACCGGGCAAUAUAGUCUGUGAAGCUAAUUUCGAUUAUGGAGCUGGAAAUGAAAACCCACUAGUGAAAAUCCCAUUUUAUGAAAGAGGAAAUAUGCAUGAAUCAUUCAAUUAUAAUCCAGAUGAACUAGAAGAGAUGCUGUUUCUGCCAGGCACAUUUCAACUGAAUGUCAGAUAUUGUUUUGAAAGGAUAUAGGAAGAGCCAAACAAAAAUGAAGUUGAAAGAUAAGAGAAAAUGAUUAAAAUAAUAAAUAAUAAUUACUGGAUAUAAAAAAAAA
Octopus sinensis (East Asian common octopus) is the source of this 1495-nucleotide messenger RNA. RefSeq names its product deoxynucleoside triphosphate triphosphohydrolase SAMHD1-like. NCBI's taxonomy places the organism in Eukaryota, Metazoa, Mollusca, Cephalopoda, Octopoda, Octopodidae. The transcript has 2 exons. The coding region runs from base 214 to 1413 and encodes 399 amino acids. The record is from RefSeq and is a predicted model, not a curated record. Gene Ontology annotation, biological process: dGTP catabolic process. Gene Ontology annotation, cellular component: nucleus. Gene Ontology annotation, molecular function: dGTPase activity.